AUGCCCGUCGAAAUUACCCCCGUCGAUAUUUCGCUCCAGGGUCCCAUCCCAGAGGAGCAACUGGCACUCAUCAAUGCUCACUUGUCCCUUUUGACACCGUACGAGGUGCUCCAAUGGGGUGUCGACCAUCUCCCAGGUCUUUUCCAGACUACAGCCUUUGGGCUCACCGGGCUGGUUGGCAUCGAUAUGCUGUCCAAAAUGACCUCAUCUCCGCCACCUCUCAUCUUCCUCGACACUCUCUACCACUUCCAGGAGACGCUUGACCUUGUCGAACAAGUACGGAACCGAUAUGGCAUCCAAAUUGCCGUAUACAGACCCGAAGGAUGCGAAACCAUCCAAGACUUUGAGCUCAAAUACGGCGAAAGGCUGUGGGAGGUCAGUGAGGAGGUAUACGACUAUGCCGUCAAGGUGGAGCCUGCCCAACGUGCAUACAGAGAGCUAGGUGUCCGAUCGAUCAUCACCGGCCGACGAGCCUCGCAGGGUGCAGCGCGGGCGACACUUCAGCCACUCGAGAUUGACAGCACGGGCAUCUUCAAGCUCAAUCCUUUUGUCUCUUGGUCAUUCUCGCAGGUCAAAGCCUACAUCGAUGAGCACAAUGUCCCGCGGAACGCACUUCUUGACCAGGGCUACAAGUCGGUUGGCGAUUGGCAUAGCACACAAAAGAGCGGCGAAGGCGACGCUGGGGAGCGUGCUGGACGCUGGGCAGGUCGUGACAAAACGGAGUGCGGUCUGCACAAGGAUUACUUCAAGAUGAAGCUCGCGGCGAAGAAGAAGCAACACGAAGAGGAGCUCCAGAGUCGUGAGGAGGCUCUCGAAAAAGCCAUUUCACUGGACACGCCCAUUGCAGAAGUCAUCCAGUCGUCGGCAUGA
Molecule: messenger RNA, 870 nt
Organism: Serendipita indica DSM 11827
Lineage: Eukaryota; Fungi; Basidiomycota; Agaricomycetes; Sebacinales; Serendipitaceae
Source: the annotation of a GenBank genome assembly